AUGGCAGAUAAAUAUCCAAGAAUCAUCGUCGAGAAAAACCCAUCUCAGGCUCGUCUUGACGAACUAAAUUUCAAAUCAUGGCCCAAGUGGGGAUGUUCACCAGGGAAGUACCAUCUCAAAUACGAAGCAGAAGAGAUAUGUUACAUUGUUAAGGGUAGAGUUAAGGUUUACCCAAAAUCAUCAUCCUCCUCCUCCUCAUCCUCAUCAUCAUCACCAUCACUGGAUGCAGAAGUAGAGUGGUGUGUAGAGUUUGGGGCAGGUGAUAUUGUCACUUUACCAAAGGGACUUUCUUGUACUUGGGAUGUAUCUUUGUCUGUUGACAAACAUUACAUGUUCCUCCACCAUUCUUCUUAG
Molecule: messenger RNA, 354 nt
Organism: Microthlaspi erraticum
Lineage: Eukaryota; Viridiplantae; Streptophyta; Magnoliopsida; Brassicales; Brassicaceae
Source: the annotation of a GenBank genome assembly